Nymphaea colorata (pocket water lily) is the source of this 1847-nucleotide messenger RNA. Its product is annotated as lipid droplet phospholipase 1-like. The transcript is spliced from 11 exons. NCBI's taxonomy places the organism in Eukaryota, Viridiplantae, Streptophyta, Magnoliopsida, Nymphaeales, Nymphaeaceae. The record is from RefSeq and is a predicted model, not a curated record. Bases 428 to 1555 code for a protein of 375 amino acids.
GUAUUUCAAAAAAGUUUCUAAGAGUCAACUUAGAAACUCUUCUAUUGGUUAAGUAACCAUGAUAGCCUGCUAACUAUAUUUAAAAGUAACAGAAAAAAAUUAAAUUCCUGUUGAGAAUUUAAAUAAAAACCUGAAGUCCAUUUCUGAGAUCGGGUGAAAGUGUGUGGACUUUAAAUAUAAUUUUCCCGGCAAAAGGUUCUGUGCGCCGAUAACGAGUUAAUGCAAAUAUAUGAAACCCGUAACCGUGUGGCCGGAUUCCUCCGUUCUGGUGGCCCUCUGUCGUUCUAAAAUUAGCGAUUCCUAUUUAUUCUUUCCAAUUUUCUGGAUUCUUCUGAGUUUCUGCACGAUGGGAUUUGCAUAAGAAUCGAGUGGUGCGAGAAAUUGGCACGAAUUUUAUUUGAUAAUUGCUGUGCUCGUUCGAGGUGUUAUGGUUGUGAUCUUCUUCCUAUUGGCGAUUCCUCUUCUUAUUCUGGUUCAGUCUUUCUGGUUUGCGCGGAAGCGUAAGGGAAUGCCUGAAGACAGCGGCAACGGUGUUCGCAGCAGCGCCGUUGCCAAUGGAGGGGGGACGACCGUCUGGAGACCGUCCGCGUCGGCGGCACCCGAUCACCUCGUUGUCAUGGUUAAUGGCAUCCUUGGAAGUGUAACUGACUGGAAGUUUGGUGCUGAACAAUUUGCUCGGAUGCUUCCAGAUAAAGUGGUUGUUCAUUGUAGUGAAAGAAAUGUCUCCACGUUGACAUUAGAUGGUAUUGAUGUGAUGGGGGAGCGUUUGGCAGAAGAGGUGGAAGAAGUUAUUACACAAAUGCCUGGUGUUCGCAAGAUCUCAUUUGUUGCACACUCUUUGGGAGGGCUAGUUGCUAGGUAUGCUAUUGGCAGACUAUACCGCCCCCCUUCUUCAGAGAAAGGCUCUCACGAAGGGACAAUCUGCGGUCUGGAAGCAAUGAAUUUCAUUACAGUUGCAACACCUCAUCUUGGUUCAAGGGGUUACAAACAGGUUCCCUUUCUUUUUGGUGUUGCUGUGUUUGAAAGAGCUGCUUGUCAGAUGAGUCACUGGAUCUUUGGGAGAACUGGCAGGCAUCUUUUUCUUACUGAUUGUGAAGGGGAACCACCUCUACUUCAACGCAUGGUGGCAGAUUGUGGCGACCUACAUUUCAUGUCAGCACUACGGGCAUUUAGACGAAGAGUAGCAUAUGCUAAUGUUAACUAUGACCAUAUUGUUGGCUGGAGAACUGCAUCGAUUCGGUGUAAUCAUGAAUUGCCGAAGGAGCACUGGGAGGAUUCACUAAAUGAGAAGUAUCCACAUAUUGUGCAUGAAGAGGUUGUCGGGGGAUGCACAGAACGAUAUGAACCAUCGUCAUGCAUAAAUGAUGAAUUUGAUAUGCUGGAAGAUCGGUUAGCAUAUGGGCUUUUACGUGUUCCCUGGGAACGAGUUGAUGUAAGUUUCCAUACUAGCAAGUGGAGGUUCGUUGCCCACAGUCUGAUUCAGGUUAAGAUUCCGUCUGUGCAUUCAGAAGGUGUUGAUUGCAUUAUGCACAUUAUUGAUAAUUUCAUUUGCUAGAACACAUAUCAUGGAAGCCAUACCUUCUAAAAGGAAUUUUGAGUCAAAGUACAAGUGACAAGCAAGGAAGUUCCAAUAAAGUGAAUGGAGAGCUAAGAUCAUCUGCAUACUCUAAUAUAUUACUAAUGAAAAGGCGAUCAAGGAGACAAAUUGGGUUCUCUUUGUUUGGCUGGUAGUUUAUGUCAAUGUAAACACCGAAAUUGCCGUUUUAGAGGAAGUGCUAGUGUGACUUGCACUAAUAAUUGCUCCAAAGUAUGUAAAAUUAAAAAUAAACCAUCAAGUAUUUCCUGUA